CAUGCAUUCUUAUAACAUCCUGGCAAAGUAGCUUGUGCCGAGGCGUCUAUUUGCCAGUGGGAAUUUGCCAAAUAGUGUGGUAGGCGUGCCGUACGCCACGGAUGGGGCGGCCUGCUCGCAUGAGUAACCUAGGCGAGACUCCCACAUAGGAAUGCAGGUGCUUAGCUCCAUAACAUGAAGCGUGUUAUAUCCGCGCAGAUGCCUCGCCCGUCGGUAAGGGCACACUAGCCCCUGCCUGACGCUGUAACGCCAAUGCAACUCCAGCUGUUGUCAAGCAGUACUUUCCUCUGAAAUGGUACCCCUCCAGAGACCGCUGGGAAAUGCACAGGCGGUAUACUGUCUAAGCAUGGCCUCAGGUCCAUGUGCCGGGUGCUUGACAAAGAUCCCCGUGCGUGAAGAGUCCGUUGGAUAACCAACGCGACACGACACCAAAGCAAGCCGCAGCUCCCGCUUUCGUGAACGCUACCACAUAUGGUUCAUGUACUUGUACAGAGCGAUGUAAGCGGAGCAGCAAAUACGGAUUUGCCAGCCUAGUAUUGGGCGCCAUUCCUUGGUAGCCAUGGUUGGAUAGCGGCACUUCGCAAUGCAAGCAUAGCACUUCAAUAGGAACGCUCGAGCGAGUAUGUCUCCUAAAGAGCGGCCUUCAAUUGGCGCACAACAAAUUCGAGCGCUGGAGCCAUGCAAGCGUUGGCCGAAGCCACAGGCGGGAAGCAUCAUACAAAGCUUAAGCAGCGAGGAUCACGCAGCAGGCUUCGGCCGGUGUUGCCCGCGCCAAACGGUAGACGUCAAAGCCAUAAAAGAUGCAACCGACGAAAGCGGCUUUCGGGUUCGCUUCCCGGUUGGACUCUGGCUUGCAGCCACUUCCUCCGGGAUGCCCGACUUACGGAUCGAACUGGUGCGGCUGCAGUGGGGCCCCUGCACAGGCACGGCAGGCUUCGAGAGGCCCCACAGGACCUCCCAGCCUUCAGGAAACCUUUGCACCCACCAUCGCGGCAGCUGCAGUUCUGGUAGCCACGGCUGUGCUACUGCCGCGUCCAGCAACGCUUCGGUUGAAGCUGCAAACGGUAGCAUCAAGGACGCCGUGUCCUCUCAGUGCCACACACCAGCAAAGGACUGCGGCAGCAAUCAUGACCGUUGCUGCGGUUCCAGCAAACACGGGUGUAGCAGUCAAGCUACUGCCGCAACCGCCAGCACAAGGCUGUUCACGCCACUGCUGCCGUACCUCUCAACCGCCGGGGCUUUGCUACUGCUUUCCGUACUGCACCGUGAUCUCGUACAGUCGGCGACAGCGACCCUUGGGUCAUCCCUCACGCAACCAGGAGCCUCAACUGUCGCUGCUGUAGCAGCCGCGGCGACGGCAGUAGCAGUCACGGCCACGAUACAAAACCGCAGCUGCUCGUCACAUGCUGCCGUACAACCCGCAGCAGCAGCAGCACCAGCGGUGGCAGCCGUAAAUGGGGAAGCUGCAGGUUGGGGGCCCGGUUGUGGGAAGGCCCCGGUUGUGAGGCCCUCGGCGACAGCGAUGGCAUCAAUGUCGCUGGAGGCAGGCGUCAAGGAGGCGGGUGCAAAGCGAGUCGGCCUGGGCAGACGCAUGGCUGGUAGUGCAAGGCGGCGGCUUGGCGGUGUGGCUGGAGGCGUGGGGCGUGCUGUGGGCUGCGCUUCAGAGCUGUUUCAGCGACUAGCGGUUUCAUCCACGCUGUUAUCGCUGUCCGGCCUUAUCUGGCGCUGUCUGCACGCCUCCAGUGCGGCGCUUGCGGAGGCGGUUGUGGAUCUCCUGACGGUUGGUUUGUCGUACAACUGCCUCGCACGUGAGGCCCAACUGGGCAGGCUGCCGCCCGGUCGCUCCCGUGAGAUGGCCUGGCGGCGGCGUCACAAGGCCGCAGCGCAGCGCCUCGCUCGCCACCUGGCCGACCUCCCGCCCCAGCCGCCCCUAGCACCCGCACUAGCCGCCCUGCAGAGCUGCAGCAUCGCAGCGGGCGUCGCCGUCGACGGCAUGCCGCUGUACGGAGCCCUGGAUUGCUUGACGGCGUACGGCACGCGGGGCGGCGACGUCGCGGGCGGUAUUGCUGGCGGCGGCGUUGGCGGUGGCAGCGGUGGCAGCGCCGCCGGCCAUGAUAACAUGCGGGUUCACAAGGACCGCGGCGGUGAUGGUGGGUAUGUGCCGCCUGGCGGCGGCGGCAGCAGCAGUGGCCCUGGCGGCGGUUGUAAGCUGUUGCUGCGCAUGUCGUACAGGCACCGGAGGCGGCGGCCGCAGCGGCUGGAGGAGCCCGGUGCGCGGGGAGCGAUGCUGCGGCAUGUGGCAACGAGGGAUCCGGCAGGGAUGGCUGGCAUUGCGGGAAUUGACCCGGACGCGCUUGCGGCCGGUGGAGAGGACACAGGGUCCAUGGCGGGAGGCGUUGUUGCAAGGGUGCACGCUACGAUGGCGGCUGCAGUGGCCUCGCCUCCGUCUACACCCAUCGCCACAGCUGCUGUUCCCAUUGUGGCAGCUACGAAUGCUGCUGCCACGCAAUCCGGUACCAGAGCCGGUACGGCACCUCAACCAGGCAGCAGCAACCACCCUACCCGCCCCGCCAUCCCCGAGCUACUGCGCACGGCCGUUUCAGUGCCCAUCGUACCUCCCACAGCCUCCUCGGCACCAGCUGCAUCCCCGCUCCCGCCCUCAUCCUCCACCUGUUCCACCUUUUCUUCCGCAUCCACCUCCUCAACGUCCUCGUCCUCAACUUCAGCAGCAGCCCUAAGGGGCCUGCCCAGGGCAGCAAGCGCCAGCAGCCUGGGAGCGACGGCAGCACAUCCGCCUUCACAGACCUCUGUGCCCGUAAUACUUACACCGUCGCCGCUAGCGCCGCCGCCGCCGCCGCAGCAGCAGCUGUUUUCUUCGUCGUCUGCUCAGCGGGUGCAAAGCGCCGUUGCCAACCUACAGGAGCGUCAGCAGCAGCAGCCACCCGCCAGCACCCGCACCAGCACCACCGGUAUCCACCAUCACAACUCAUACAUCGGCAUCCAGCCGCCGCUGCAGCGAUCGCCUGAGCUGCCCCAAGCCAGCGCCACGCUUCCUCAGCAGCCCCUCCCAGGUCUUGACGCUGCUGCUGAUGGCGGUUCUAGUGGUGGCAGUGGCGGCGGCGGAAUCACAGGGGCUAUGGGUUUCGAACUUCACAAUCUCUCUGCGGCUCGUGCGGCUGAGCUGCUGCAGCAGGAGCAGGCGGAGGUGGAGGCGCUGGGGCUGCCGUUGUACGGCAGGGCAGAUCACGUGCAUUUGGCGGAGCUGGACCGACCCAUGGGUCUGAACGAACGCUUGGGACUGGCUUGCCGUGCCAGCUACCUACUCAUCGUAUUCCUGCCUUUCCUCACCAUUGGCGUCGUACUGCUGCUGCUUUCGGUUGCCUUCAACCGCCGCUGUGCUGCUGGAGGCACGGGCACGAGCACCUUGUCGGGCACUGACGCGGGUGAUGAGCUUCCCGUGGGAGUUAGUAGCAGUACAGCUGGCAAUGCUGCGGACGGAUCUGCUGGUAGCAGGGUCACCAGCCGCGACCCUCAUGCUGACGACCGCAGUGGCAGCCGUGGCGGCAGAGGCAGCAGCGGCGGCAGUGGCAGCAGCGGCGGCCGAUGCAGCCGCUGGCGUGCUGGUGCGGCGUUGGGUUGCCGCCGGCAAGCCUGGAGGCUGCUACUGGUUGGGUGCCGGAGCAGUGGUCCUGCGUUCAUCAAGUGGGGGCAAUGGGCAGCCACCCGCGUAGACCUCUUCCCGGACGAUUUCUGCGAGGCGUUGUCGCAGCUGCAUGACCGGGCGCCCACACACAGCUUUGCGUUUACACGGCGCCAGAUCGAGCGGUCGUUCGGGGUUCCGCUGGAAACCAUGUUUGAGUCGCUGGACCCCCGACCCGUGGCUUCGGGGAGCAUUGCGCAGGUCCACCGCGCCCUGAUGCGCUGCAGCGACGGCACCCCGGUGAUGGCGGCGGUCAAAGUGGUGCACCCGCGGGUGGCGCUGCGGAUCCGGCAGGACUUCACGCUGCUGCGUCCGCUGGCUGCUGCCGCGGGUCGGCUUCCCUCGCUGCGUUCGCUGAGCCUGCCCGAAACGGUGGCCCAGUUCAGUUGCACCAUGACAGCUCAGGCGGACCUGCGAGUGGAGGCGGCGCACCUGAGGCGCUUCCACGCCAACUUUGCACGUGUGGCGAGCCAGGUGACCACUCCUCGUCCUCUGCCUGGUCUGGUUCGGCCCGAGGUGUUGGUGGAAACCUGGGAGGCGGGCGUCAGCCUCACAUCGCUCAUACGCCCCUCGCCUGCACCCUCUGCUGCUUCCUGCGCUCCCACCACCGCGCCCUCUGCUGCCUCCCAUCCCCCUUCGGUUUCGACCUCCACUUCCACUUCCGCCCCUUCAUCGCCCUCGCCGCUAAACACCACGGUGGUGUGCCUGGGGGUGGACACGUACCUGCAGAUGCUGCUGCAAGAUAACUUCGUGCACACCGACCUGCAUCCGGGCAACAUCAUGGUACGGCUAGUGGGGCCAGAUGGCAGACCCCAGCCGCUGACCAAGCACCCGCAGCAGCCCCACUCGCACACACCAGGGCGGCUGCAGGGCGCAUCCAUCUCUGGCGGCAGCAGCAGCGGCGUUGGCAGUGGUUGUAAUGCUGUCAGCGGUCCAGCAGCAGCAGCGCCAGCGCCAGCAAUAGCAGCAGCAACUUCUUCCCCUGCCGUGCAACUGGUGUUGCUGGAUUUCGGUUUGGCGGAGGAGUUGACGCCGUCCGUACGGCAUCACUUCAUCUCCUUUUUGCAACACUUAAUGCGAGGCGACGGUGCAUCGGCGGCAUCCCACAUCCUGCGCUGGACCUCCCGUCCCCAAGCCUGCCCCGACCCCGCCGCCUUCACCGCCGCCAUGGCCUCCCUGGCCGCACGCGCCUGCAACGUGCACAGCGCUGCCGGCAUUGACCUCGACGGCGUCAUGAAAGUCGUACUGCGACUGGCUCGGCUGCACGGUGUUACCAUCGACAGCUGCUAUGCGAGUCUUGUGAUUGCGGUGUGCGUGAUUGUGGGGUUCGCAACUUCCCUGGACCCCGGGGUGAAUCUGGCGGAUGCCGCGGUGCCUGCGCUUUUGGCGCAUGCGUUGACGGGACGAGUCAUGGGGCGGCUGCAUUUGUAGCUAGGGGUCGGGGUUAAAGGAUGCUGGGAUGAUGGACGCAGCAGGUUGCAGCGAGGGCAUGGUUGGGUGGGGAUGGGCAGGGAGGAUGUAUGGAGUAGUGGGGAGAUGCAGGCACAACGUCUUAUCUUUGCGAGAGGUAUGGAGACGGUUGAUUACGAGGGGAGGAGCUGGUAGGGCAGGGCUUGGCUGUGUGCGCAGGAUGCUGUCGGAACGGACGCCUGCAAAACCGGAUAAAUUUAAAUGUAGCAUGGUUUAUUGCAUUUGCCCUUUCCAGGGGACCCGUUCCUGUUUGUUUUGCGGGACGGCCACGGUCCGUGACGUUUCACCUACCUGUACCAGUCUACCGGUGCAACUUCAUACAAAUGGC
Molecule: messenger RNA, 5498 nt
Organism: Astrephomene gubernaculifera
Lineage: Eukaryota; Viridiplantae; Chlorophyta; Chlorophyceae; Chlamydomonadales; Astrephomenaceae
Source: the annotation of a GenBank genome assembly